Molecule: messenger RNA, 2224 nt
Organism: Astyanax mexicanus (Mexican tetra)
Lineage: Eukaryota; Metazoa; Chordata; Actinopteri; Characiformes; Acestrorhamphidae
Gene: ap1s3b
Product: adaptor related protein complex 1 subunit sigma 3b
Exons: 5
Coding region: 155-619 (154 amino acids)
Biological process (GO): intracellular protein transport; vesicle-mediated transport
Cellular component (GO): membrane coat; AP-1 adaptor complex; intracellular membrane-bounded organelle
Molecular function (GO): clathrin-cargo adaptor activity
Source: RefSeq, a predicted model, not a curated record
GGAAGUAAAGCGGUGGAGGAGUCCGGCGGCGGUUCCUGCAUUGUGGAGAAGAGAGCGAUGAGUCCAGCGGAGCGCGGGGCAGCCGGGCCAGCGGAGAAACUCCAGCACUAACUUUUAACCUCAGCUCCUCACCUCCUCACAGCCCGCUGUAAACAUGAUGCGCUUUCUGCUGCUCUUCAGUCGUCAGGGGAAGCUUCGGUUGCAGAAGUGGUUCUUGCCAACGACUGAAAGAGAGAAGAAGAAGAUCAUCCGGGACAUGACCACCAUGGUGCUGGCACGAAAACCACGCACAUGUAAUUUCCUGCACUGGAGGGACCUGAAGAUCGUCUAUAAGAGGUAUGCCAGCCUGUAUUUCUGCUGUGGUUUGGAGGACCAGGACAACGAGCUGCUAGCUUUGGAGGUGCUGCACCGAUACGUUGAACUACUCGAUAAAUACUUCGGAAGCGUAUGUGAGUUGGACAUCAUCUUCAACUUCGAGAAGGCCUAUUUCAUUCUGGAUGAGUUCCUAAUGGGAGGAGAAAUCCAGGAGACGUCCAAACAGUCCAUCGCCAAAUCCAUCGAGGCAUCGGACAUGCUGCAGGAGACCAUGGAAGAAUACAUGAGCAAACCGGCCUUCUAACAGCGGAGGAGGGGAAUACAGAUCAACAGGACUAAAAGGAAGUGUCCGGAUCUGCAGCAGCACUCAUGAGGACGACAGCUAUGCACUGUUUUUUAAUUACUGAAACAUUGGAGUUACUUGACUGUUGGUUUGAUUGCUGUCGGAGAGUUCUGUCGAGCAUAUGAAGGAAAUACGAAUGACCAAAUUUGUAAUUUUGCUGGGAGAACAUCAGCCUGUUAGGAGCUUCAUUGCUCGUCGGACGCGAUUUCAAAAGGAGAAUUUUUAAACUAUUGUUUAAUAUUAUUAUUAUUAUGUACUUGUACAGCAGUUCACAGCUCCAGCUUGGGUGAUUUCUGGUAGUUUCCGGUGCUUUUCCUGCCACAGCGUUUUAGACAGCUUGUCAAACUAUUUUUAAAUAAUAUAUUCUUUGUAUAACAGGGUUGUGUUUUGAGGACGGAACAUACAAAUGUGAGACGGACAAGGUAGCACUAAAGUGAGGAGCACUGUUGUUUCGAGCAUUUCGUCAGCUCAGCAAUAACUAUCAAUAAUGCUGUGAUAAUUUGCAUAGGACUCACGCAAGACGCACAAUGAUGAUGAUGAUGAUGAUGAUGUCUCACUGAAUCCACUUAAACCUUAAUUCUCAAGACCAAUAUCAAUAUCGAGAUCUUAACCUGCAAUAACUACAGUAACUGUACUUAAUGUUGAUUAAAAAGUGCCUGAUUUGUGAUUGUAUGCCUUUUAUUCAGAUCAUUUCUUAAGUGUGAUGCACGCUUAAAAGAGAACUCCGGUGUGAAAUUGACUUUUAGUGUAGUAAAACGUGAUAAAGUGUAUUAACCUUUGUUGAAAAGCCCACCUCCACUCUCCCGCAGCUUUCCGAGAUCCAGUCAUUUUGUGCAGUUUGUCCAAACAGGCUUUAGAAUGGGUUUUAAUGGGGCAUAUUUUGACCCAGCAGAUAAAUAGCUUUUUACACUGUUAUUCAGGCUCAGAGUAGCUCCACGCCUCAUUGGUAGAAUCCGGAGAGCCCUGACAUUUAAAACAAGGCAUUAAGAACUUUAAAAGUGCACAAGACUUUUAUUAAAAGCCACUGUUUACAACCCAUAACGUAAUCUAAAUCUCCGGACCUUGCCAUCUUAAAGUAAAAUCAUGAUCAGUAGAGUCAAGAGUUUUUAAUGAUUCAUUCGUAAUGUUUCAUUCCUGAUAUUUCAUUCUUAAAGACUCAUUUUAAAUGUUAAGGCUCUCCAGAUUCUACCAAUGACGUGUGGAGCUACUUUGAGCCUGGAUAACAAGGCAAAAUAUGCCCCACUAAAACCCUUCUCUUAUUCUAAAGCCAGUUCAGACAAACUGCGCAAAAUUGCUGGAUCUCAGAAAGCUGUGGGAGAGCGGAGGUGGGAUAAUCAACAAAGGUUAGUGCCCUUUAUCAUGUUUUACUACACCCAAAGUCAAUUUCACACCGGAGUUCUCCUUUAAUGAGACCACUUGAUUGAAACACUAAGGGAAAUUGUUUUUUUUUUUAUGUUGUUAAAAUGAUGACUAAUGCGGUUGUUUCGAGCAUGUUACCAAAUCUACUCUGUUGAAGCUGAACAUUAAAAUUGUAUUUUCAUAUAUAUAAAUAUAUAUAUAUAUAUA